UAUCAAAAUUUACUGGGAGCAUCGGUAAAUUUUUAUAUUCAAUUUUUCUCAAAAGCAGAAAUGUUUUAGGGGCUAAAGUUUCUAAUGCUUAAAAUACAUCCACAGGCCGGGGCAUCAAAAUAAAUCAAACUUGUGAAGAAUCACUAUCCGACCACUUUUCAAAAUUUCCCCAAACUUUGUAUUACCUUUAACUGUGAUGGAAUAUGCUGCGACAGCAUGUAACGGUGCAUGCAGACAAUAACAAAUGAACAUUUCUUAAUUAAAAUCUUAUUUACAUAAAAAAAAUUAUUGAUAUAGACUAUGUGUACUGUGGGCUGUGGCCUUUGUGGAUUAAGAAUUAAAUAAACGUUUUAAAUCAAAUAGUCUAAUAUAUUUAUCUGAUGAAAAAGGUUCCAUGCAAGUAGGAAAAACGUUGGGGGACUGCCAACUGGGACUUGGUACCCUCACCCAGUCAAAGAUGCCCAACCAUCUGAACACAUCUGAGCUGUUUUCAUCCAAUCCUGGGGAAUUCCUUCAGAGAGGUGGUUCAAGGGUCGACUAUACAUCCGAUUCAGCAUUCAAUUCUAGUCAAAGCUUCUCGAGUGGUGCAACAAACUCUCAAAUAAUGGGCUCUCAGAUGGAGAAUUCACAGUCUAGCUCCUUUGACCUCUUCUCUCAAAUGAUGUCCCAGCAACAGGGAGCCUCUCAACAAAAUGAGAGCACAUCUUCAAACUUCUAUAUGAAAUAUAUGUCGAAGCCCCCACUGUUCCAGAAGGAAAAUGCCUCAAAGAAGAGUUCACUUCCAAAGAGGAAGAGCUUCCAAGGAAUGCAAGAAUUCAAUAGGGAAAAAGCAAAGGAAAGAGAUGACAGAGAUCUGAUCAAUACUUUUAUAGCAAUUGUGAAAGACUGUGCAGAUGAAGUCAAGCAUGCUGCAUCGUCAAUAAAGAAAGAUGUUGAUUCAAACAUCUCAGAAACAACAACUCGCACUGCCGCAGUCAUGAGCAAAAUUGCAAAUGAGCUGGCCCUUCAUCACAGACAACUUCUUGAUAGCCUCAAGACCAGAGCGGAUCAUGAAGCAAAACUACAAUAUUUGAUGGACACAAUUGCUUCUAAAGAUGCACAGAUUCAGCUCCUUGAGUCUCAGCUAGCUACUGCCAGAUCCGAUAGAAAUGAGCGCCUCCUGAAAGCUAUGCUUGACAUGUAUACAGAGCAGCAAAAUGUAACUAUACAGCAUCUAGAUAAGGUCCACGAAGAGCAACAGAGCAUCAAAGAUCAGCAGAGUAUGCUUCUCAAAGAAACCGAAAAAAGCCAUGCCACCCUGAACAGGAUGACAACAGCUACACAUUCAAAGGGAGAUGACAGUGAGAGAAUAUAUCAGAUGGAAAGAGAAACGAAUCGUCCAACAAGUUCAUCAGUACCUCAGAUGUCGGCUAGGACAACUUCUACCAGGAAUAGAUAUCCGUCUGGUUCAGGUUGGAGUGAUGAUGCUGAGCGGUCAAGAGUAACACCUGUGCAAACAGAUAGCUACAACCAUUCAUGUAAAGUGCCUACUCAAUUCCGGGUCAAUCCUAACCAGGUGCAUGCACAGAGUUCAUCAUAUUACAGUUCUAGCCAACAUGGAGUGUCAGAUGAUGUUGCACCCAGAAUCGAGUGUAACAGGGGGUCUUUGAAUACUUCAUCACACCUUUUCCAGCAUCCGCCAGCUAAUUACCAGAACCAGCACCAGGUCCUGUCCAGUGGCAGUGCUGUGUAUGCCAUGCAACCUGUAAUGAGACCGGGAAGUGUGUAUCAGCCACAAGUAUCAUCUAACCCUGCUUCGUCUGAAUAUGGAGAGCAGCCAGGAAGCAUGAGGAAUUCUCAUCAAGACUGUCAGAAUCUUCCAUCUUCUACCAGUUAUUCAACUGGCAAGAGGCCAUCUUGUUACAACCAUUUCAAUAACAAGUUCAGUAGCCCUAAUUAUACCAGUAGUGAUCGGCAGCUGUGGUCCAAGAAGAAUUUGAAGCCAUCUCCUGUAGCGGCCAUAGCUCCUCAAGCCCACAGAGAACCUUGUGAUGAUGCACUACAGGAUACCCAGGUAGCUUCAAGGACAAGGAAGCAGAGCCGCCAAAAGAGAUCUAGGAGGGGAGUACAAGAACCUAAUCAACCACAGAGGAAAUCAGCUCGUCUGUCAGCCAGGAACAGCCCUUGGAAUGAAAAUGGAUUCUGUUCCUCGAGAGAGAAAAGAUGGGAGGGGUCUAGAGCAGCCAGAAGAAAGAACAAAUCUAAGAAAAAAGCAAGGUCAUGUUCUGUUGCCCCAUUAGCAAGAGAAAGCGAAAAUCAAGAGGAUGAGUCUGAAAGUGAAGGUGAAACAGCACCCAUUCAUUGGAAAGAGAAAGUCCCGUCUACCAAAAGAAGUGGUGCUCGAACCAACAAAUCUAUGAAGAAACUACCCGUCAUGAUGAAGCAAGUUCAAAAGCAUUCAACAGUUCCAAGUACAAACACCAGACAGAUUUCCGAUAUUAGUGCUAGGCAGAUUGAUUCUUCUGAGGAUGAUGAAUACGCAUUCCAUGAUGAUCCUGAAGAUCAACCAGCUACAACUUUCAAGGCUUUCCAUACUCUGAAGAGGAGCACUUCAUGCGGUGAUGAAGUCAAGCAUGAGCAACAUGAAGUUUUCACUAAGAGAUCUGUAAUCACAUAUUCCACGCCCAAGGUGAUGAGACAGGGAUGCACCUCUGUUCAAGUCUCAGCCUGCAAUGAGAGACAAAGGAAUAGUGCUACACAGGGAAGGCAAAAUGCCAAAGACGGCUUAUGGCGGGAAAGUAGAGUGUCUGGACUUUUCAAAAACCCAGUUGCUUCUUCUCAAGACAUUGACAUUUUGGAUGCAAUCCAGACAUAUACACAAAGUGAGGAUGAAGAAAGUUCCCAAGAAAUCCAGUUUUCCUUGAUACUACCAAGUCCUCAUGACUUGCAGAGAAAGAAGAAUCCUGGUCCACCCCGCUGGUCAUCUGUGAUGUCACCAUCAGUGAACAGCCGGUACACUGAGCAGGUUGUUCCAGAUGAAUCUCAACCCAAGAGAUCAUCCAAGAAAUUGACGACUACUCGUAAACGAAGAAUGAUAUAUGGAUCAAGGGAUGACGUUAGGAAGACUAUGGCUCAGCUUGUCACCCCUAUCUAGUAGAAGAAAUAUGACAGCUAUUCCUACCUGCCUCUCUGUCUAGAUUGUCAACUGCUCAUUUUGAAAACUUGUAUAUGUAAGUACAUGUAUGCCUGUCAUUCAUGCAUAGUUGUACAGACAUUGUUUAUGUAACAUAUAAUUGAUGUUCCAUUGGAGAAAGUUUGUUGCAUUGAAUGACACCUCAGGUGCACAUUUUGUUGAAGAUUUUGUUUCAUGAACAAUAUUGCUGUUACGAUGAGAUUUACACUUUGGAAUUACUAAAUCAAAUACAUUUGUUGAUUUUCUUCAUGUCUACAAAAUUUGGAUGAGAUUUUUUUUUUAAAUCAAGGUUGCACCAAUGCCUAUUAUAUAUAGUGAGUAUGUACUUUAUUACAUUAUUCUAAAUUUCUAAUGAACACUUUCAAUAGAUUAUUUGUGUAUUUUUAUUUUGUAGGCUAUGUAUGCCUCCUUGGAAUAAUCAAACAUUUUCUGGUUGUGUAGUGAUGUUUAUGAGCAAUAAGUUGGUGCAAUAACUUCACUCGUAUUAAUGAAUUUAAAACCUUACUCAGAUCAUUUAUAUUCUUUUACAGUAGCCGACAAGAAAAUUAUUGCAAUGAUCUUUGUUGAAUUGUUUCCUCACAGUUGGGUUAAUCGUCUUAUUUGCUUGAUAUGUUCGUGUUUUUACAAUUAUCCGAGAUGUAGGGAUAAACAAUAACAAUUUUGGAGAUGGCUAUGAAAAAUCAUAUAAUCAUCAAGAGCAUGUAGUCAAACUCAUCAAGAGAGCUACCGAUAUUAGCUCAGUUAUUGUUGGAUGUUGAUUUUUUUUUCCCUUCUAAAUGAUGAGUCUAUUAUUUGAAUAAAAAAGAUGUUUGUUUAUGAAGACAAAGAUGAUACACAGAUUAUAUAAUGAGAGUUUAUUGAAGAUACAAAAUAAUAUAUUAUGGAUGUAUAUAGUUGUUGGAAAUUCUAUCAACUUUAAAAGUAGACAAAUAUUUUUGAUUGGGUAAUGACUUAUAGCAUGGAUUAUGUAUACUUUCUUCAAGAACAAGUAUACAAACUUGUCAAGCGAGCUACCAGUAUAAGCUCAUUACAGAUACAUUGUUGGAUGAUGAUUUAUUUUUACUUUUUUUCUUUUCAUUCUGAGUGAUGAGUCUGUUGUUUGCAGAAAAAAUAGAUGCAUAUAUUUUUUCCAGAAAAAGAUAAUAUAUUAAUUAUUUAUUGAGAGUUUAUGGAAAUCACAAAAUAAUGUACUAUUGCUGUAUAUAGUUGUUGGUAAUUCUAUUAACUUUCUAGGUAAAAGAAGUUUAAUUUGGUUAACGACUUAUGACAUGCAUUAUGUAUACUUUCUAUUCGAUCAUAUUUUACUGAUCUAUGAUGUAAUUCUUGGGCAGGGGAAAUCUACACCUUGUCACUUUGAUGUUUGAUGUUGAUUUUGUGUUGUUUCCCAUCCAUGUCAGAGUAUUUGAGUAACCUGGACCGUGACUAGAUUGUAGCAGCAGAUUUAUUUGAAAGACGCUUUGAUAGCUAAAAACUUUUUCAAAGUUCAUUGUUCGAAAUGAACAAUGCACAAUAAAUGAUUACAGAAUGAUAAGGGCACUAAAAAUAUCUUGAAAAUGCUACUUUUUCUUUUUUAAAACAUGAUGUAUAUGCCAAAAAUGUGCAUUAUGCACAUUCCUUCUUUUUUGAAAAAAAAAACUCAAAGUGGCUCUUUAAGCUUUGUUAUGCCUUAUAGUCAUGACAUAAUUCAUAAUUGUGCAUGUGUUAAUUGUUGUUGUUUUUCACUAGAAAUACUUGUAUAUUGAUACAAAAUAUAUUUGCUUUAUAAUGAAAAUUAUAUUAUAGAGAGAAAGAUUACUUAGUAGAAUGUUGAUCAUUUAAAAAAAAAAGUGAAUACAACUCUGCCUUUCAUGCAAAUCUAUAGAUAUCCUGUUUAUCCAUCCAUGUCAUGUUUACUUAUGAGAAACACAGUCGAAGUAAAAAUGGAAAUGUGUCUAAUGUAACAUGACACCUUCUUUCUUUCUCUCCUGAUACCUCUGCAAGGAUCUUGUUGCAUUGAAAAUCGCUCUUGAAUUUACUGUGAGGCUAAUUUAAGUUGCAUGGAUCUGAAGAUUGCACCUGUAUUAUUGUGACACCUAUUAGUUCCCUAGUUGGAUUAAGAGGUGAUGAGAUGAUGAAAUGCUUGAGGGGUGCAGGCAGUGCACACUCACACAAUCCUCAAAAUUAAGCAGCACCUUUAAGCACCAAAUCUAAAUGAAUAAUUUUGUAUUCUCUCUCGGUCUCUCAGAGAUAGGUGAGUUUCUAGUCAUCCUGUGUAGAGAUUCAUUUCUAAAUUUUAUGACGUGUGAAAAGGAAAAGGAAUCACACUCCUUGAAAUGAAAAUUAUAGAUAAACAAUUAAAUCCAUAUUUUUAUUAUUUGCAUUCAAUAAAUGUGAUUUUUAUUUUAUUCAGUCAUUCUGGAACAUGUAAAAUUCUUGCCAAAUUAAUCAUUUACACAUUUUCGAAACAAAUGUAAAAAAGAAGUACAAAAUAUCCCCAUUUUAUUAGAAUGACAAGAGACCUGAAAAUCAAAAUUUCAUGCACAUGUUUAUUAAAUAUAAGAUAUAUUUACCACUGGCUUGUCUCAUACAUAUUCUGAAAACAGAUGUGAAACCUUAUUCGGUCGACAUACAGAAGUGCUCAAGGCAUUUUGUAUGAAUGAACAAGCUACUUUAAGAGUGAGUGUAAGGGGAUUCCAUGUUGAUAAUCAACAUUAUGUGAUGUACUAUUUACACUGAAGCUGAUAGACAUUUAUGAGAUUUCUGUCAGCUCCCAAUUUCUCAAUGUAUCAAGUGAUAGGUACAUUCUGUUAUAGUUGUAACACAUCUGACAAAUAUACGCCAGGCCACGUAUGCAAUCCAAUUAAGGAAUGUUCCUUCGCUUCAAAUUGAAUCUUGUUAUCUGUUUUUAUCUUGUUAUCUGCUUUUAUCUUGUUUAUAUGGCACCUUUCUUGCCAUUCCAGGUGUUUGAACUGAAAUAAAAUUUAGCCUUGCUUUUGAAA
Molecule: messenger RNA, 6150 nt
Organism: Strongylocentrotus purpuratus (purple sea urchin)
Lineage: Eukaryota; Metazoa; Echinodermata; Echinoidea; Camarodonta; Strongylocentrotidae
Exons: 10
Coding region: 395-3133 (912 amino acids)
Source: RefSeq, a predicted model, not a curated record